CUGGCUUCGUGGCUCAUUGAAUCCAGCAGCUAACGUUUAUUUGUCGAUAACAUUAAUCUGCAGCUUGAUAAAAAUGUCGUAUUUGUUAGCUGCACUUGUAGCUGCAGCGCUGCUCAGUCCGGAGGUUUUGGGGAAAACUGUAACGGGACUUUUUAAGAGCGAAGCGGCGAGACAGCAAAGCGGCCAGUUCAUCUCUAAAUUCAUGUACCAAGGUGAAAAUGGGCUGUUGGUGUGCAGGUUGGACAACUCUGCUCUGGCUGCAGAGAAGGAGUCCAGACUGCUGCUGUAUCAGGACAUGGACUCGGAGCUGGACAACCUCAGCUGCUCCGAGAGGCUCGCUAAAGCUCACCUCACCAUUUCUCUCAGUCAUGACGAACACAACCAGACAAUGCCUCAUCAGUCUUUUCCCACAGCCUGGCAGGUGCUGUACGCCGACAGAUACACAUGUCAGGAAAACGCAGUGAUUCCUUCUCACCCUGAUCUCAGUUUCACUGUUUUGCUGUUUAACGCCGACUCAGCUGGAAACCCUCUGGAGCACUUCAGCGCAGAGGAGGCAGGUCUCCACAGUUUCUACUUCCUGCUGCUGCUGGCGUACUUCAUCGCCUGCUGUAUCUACGUCCAGCCGCUGUACCAGGCUCUGAAGAAAGGAGGGCCCAUGCACACCGUCCUCAAAGUGCUGACCACGGCGCUGGCGCUACAGGGCUGCUCCGCUCUCUGCAACUACAUCCACCUAGCCAGGUAUUCCAGAGAUGGUACUGGUUUUCCUCUGAUGGGCAGCCUGGCAGAGUGGCGUGUUGCUGCUGUGGGAGCAGUACUCAGAGACAGAAAGUCAACAUCACAGCUACCACGCUCAGCAGAGUCUGGCCGGUUUCCUCCUCAUGGCUCUGAGAGUCGGCCUCGCCCUGCUGCUGGCGUCUGUCCUCUACCAGAUCAUCUCCACCGAGAGGAGCACCCUGAAGAGAGACUUCUACCUCUGCUUCGCCAAGGGAUGCUUCCUGUGGUUCCUCUGUCACCCCGUCCUCUUCCUCAUGUCGGUCAUCUUCAACGAGCACCAGAGAGAGAAGGUGGUGACGAUCGGUGUGAUCCUCUGCCAGUCCAUCUCCAUGGUGAUCCUCUACCAGCUCUUCCUGUCUCGCUCUCUCUACUGGGAGGUCUCCUCUCUCUCCUCCGUGUCUCUGCCGCUCACCAUGUCCCGCACGAACCACAGGGGACGCUACUGAGCACGUCACGAGCGAGGGAGAACACACUGCGACGCCGAGGCUUCACCUCCCCGAACCUCCCGCUGUGUGAGAGAGGAGGGAGAGCAUGAAGACAGGAAGUGCUGUGACCCUGCAGGGACCUUUGCUGUUACUGUUUUCUGGGAGAAAAGUAACGGCCGCUAGCAACCGGAGAACCACAGCAAAAUGAUCAAAGGAAGAUAUUUACAGCAACACCCUACCUCUAGAAUCGACAUAACUGAGCAGGAGGGACGAUACUCAAAGACAGAGACAGCCGAAGUAUAAAUCAAAACAGACAAGCAUGAUGAUUCAAGAUUUUAGGAUGAAUCUGCAAAACUGCAAACACUGACUCGUGACGGGAGGUUUCAUACGGAGGCAGAGAUGCUUGUUUGGACCUCAAGGACACGAUAUCAGAUCAGAGAGGUUUGUUGUGUCCGAAGGAAAGGUCUCGGCAAAGACGCAAAAGCCGUCUUUGUGCUGUUGGCUUUAAUCACUUUAAAGGAAAAGCACAGGGAGGCGUUAUACGGCUGUUAGAGUUUAGGAUGCAGGGGGUUUAGUGUAACUGAAAGCAUCCUCGUCUUGGACCGAGACUCGGGUCAAAUCGCCAAAGAAAAGUUUCUCAGUUGGAUAUAAGAGAGGCAAAUGUUUUUCUAUAUUUUUCUUAUUGUGAACAAAUCCAAUGAAAAGACAAACUCAACAGUCAGUCAGCGCUAUCUCGCCUGAAGAGGUAAAACUCACAGCAGCUCUGCACUGUCUGACCCCUCAGCUCCGGGGCCAACACGUCCGAAAUAUUUAUUUUCAUUUUCAGAAUUGGCACAGUAAUUUCCUACACAUUUGGAGCUCAAGUGGGUCUUUACAGCAGUGGAACAAUGUUUGUGGGACUGAGUCAGAAUAAACUACAAUCUGUUUGUUCAUGUAAUGAAGGAGCAUGUUGUCCAUGCAGCAGCGUGGCUUAUCAAUGGGUUUUUAAAUAGAUAUUUGACAAAAAAUGGAGCUCAGAAGAAUAGGAUAUAUCAGGGUUAUAGAGUCUGCCAUGAGACCUUAUUGUUGUCAUUAAAGCACUUUGUAAAUGUAUUUUGAAAAGUGCUGUACAGAUGAAGAUUAUUAUUAUUAUUAUUA
Plectropomus leopardus (leopard coralgrouper) is the source of this 2336-nucleotide messenger RNA. Lineage: Eukaryota; Metazoa; Chordata; Actinopteri; Perciformes; Serranidae. The record is from RefSeq and is a predicted model, not a curated record.